UAGAAUAGGAAACCUGGCUUCCCUAAGCAAGAAGGAAUUCUCCAGCAAACUGCCUUCAAACUCCACCUGUACCAUCGCUUCUCUUGGGUCAUCAGCCUGACAUCCACUGUGGAUUUGUACUUGCCAGACUCCAUAAUCAGGUCAGAGGACUCAAAAGGAUGAAAGGUCACACCUGUGUCAAAAGGGGCUGCCCUUUCCUGGCCAAGUCUCUUUUAUUCUCUUAGGGCUGCAACCCCUUCACCUGGGAAAUGGAUGCUCCAGUGAUUUACAAGGGCAGGAUGCAGGCUGAAGGCACACCUCCUACCCAGGACACACCUUUCCAGUGGCAGAGAUUAAAAAAAAAAGUGCCUGACUGACAGACGUCUUUGCCCCCGGGGUGCUGGUGUGGACAGAGGAGGGGGAGGCCGUCUGGGAGCUGGAAAGCAGAAGCCACGCAGAUUUCUAGUCCUGGUUCUGCUGCUAACUUGGCUGCUGUUAGUACCUGCCUCCUAGUUGUCUUGGUGAGGAUUAAUGAGGUAGCUCAUGCAAGGGACUUAUCAGAGAGCCUGUCACAUACUGAGCACUCAGUAAAGGCGUGCUGGUCACCAUGACAACAGAGACAGGCCCUGAUUCUGAGGUGAAGAAGGCACAGGAGGAGGCCCCACAGCAGCCUGAGGCCGCUGCUGCUGUGACCACCCCUGUGACCCCUGCAGGCCACGGCCACCUGGAGGCCAACUCCAAUGAGAAGCAUCCGCCCCAGCAGGACACUCGGCCUGCUGAACAGAGCCUAGACAUGGAGGAGAAGGACUACAGUGAGGCUGAUGGCCUGUCAGAGAGGACCACGCCCAGCAAGGCCCAGAAAUCACCCCAGAAGAUUGCCAAGAAAUACAAGAGUGCCAUCUGCCGAGUCACUCUGCUUGAUGCCUCCGAGUAUGAGUGUGAGGUGGAGAAACAUGGCCGGGGCCAGGUACUAUUUGACCUGGUCUGUGAGCACCUCAACCUCCUGGAAAAGGACUACUUUGGCCUGACCUUCUGUGAUGCGGACAGCCAAAAGAACUGGCUGGACCCCUCCAAGGAAAUCAAGAAGCAGAUCCGGAGCAGCCCCUGGAAUUUUGCCUUCACAGUCAAGUUCUACCCCCCUGACCCUGCCCAGCUGACGGAAGACAUCACAAGAUACUACCUGUGCCUGCAGCUGCGGGCAGACAUCAUCACGGGCCGGCUGCCCUGCUCUUUUGUCACGCAUGCCCUGCUGGGCUCCUAUGCUGUGCAGGCUGAGCUAGGUGACUAUGAUGCUGAGGAGCAUGUGGGCAACUAUGUCAGCGAGCUCCGCUUCGCCCCUAACCAGACCCGGGAGCUGGAGGAAAGGAUCAUGGAGCUACACAAAACAUACAGGGGCAUGACCCCAGGAGAAGCAGAAAUCCACUUCCUAGAGAACGCCAAGAAGCUUUCCAUGUAUGGAGUAGAUCUGCACCAUGCCAAGGACUCUGAGGGCAUCGACAUCAUGUUAGGUGUCUGUGCCAAUGGCCUGCUUAUCUACCGGGACCGGCUGAGAAUCAAUCGCUUCGCCUGGCCCAAGAUUCUCAAGAUCUCCUACAAGAGGAGUAACUUCUAUAUCAAGAUCCGGCCGGGGGAGUAUGAGCAGUUUGAAAGCACUAUUGGCUUUAAGCUCCCAAACCACCGGUCAGCCAAGAGACUAUGGAAGGUCUGCAUCGAGCAUCACACAUUCUUCCGGCUGGUGUCCCCUGAGCCUCCACCCAAGGGCUUCCUGGUGAUGGGCUCUAAGUUCCGGUAUAGUGGGAGGACACAGGCACAGACCCGCCAGGCCAGUGCCCUCAUCGACCGGCCUGCACCCUUCUUUGAGCGCUCCUCCAGCAAACGGUACACCAUGUCUCGCAGCCUUGAUGGAGCAGAGUUCUCCCGCCCAGCCUCGGUCAGCGAGAACCACGAUGCAGGGGCUGAUGGUGACAAGCGGGAGGAGGAUGGCGAGUCUGGGGGGCGGCGGUCAGAGGCUGAGGAAGGAGAGGUCAGGACCCCCACCAAGAUCAAGGAGCUGAAGCCGGAGCAGGAAACCACGCCGAGACACAAGCAGGAGUUCUUAGACAAGCCAGAGGACGUCUUGCUGAAGCACCAGGCCAGCAUCAAUGAGCUCAAGAGGACCCUGAAAGAACCCAACAGCAAACUCAUCCACCGGGAUCGAGACUGGGAGCGGGAGCGUAGGCUGCCCUCCUCACCCGCCUCCCCAUCCCCCAAGGGCACCCCUGAGAAAGCCAAUGAGUCCCAGAGGACCCAGGACACCUCUCAGCAGGACUUGGUACCUGAGCCUGGAGCAGCCGCAGGCUUGGAAGUGUUCACUCAGAAAAGCCUCGCAGCGUCUCCUGAGGGUUCAGAGCAUUGGGUAUUUAUAGAAAGAAAGUACACUAGGCCAGAAGAACUCUGUCUCCUAAGAGUGGCUACCACGCAGCAGGAAGAAAGUGAGGCAGGCCUUGCUGAUAUCCUUGCUGAUGGCAGACUCUCCAAGGUAGAUGUUCUGGUGGACAAAUUCAAAGUUGAAGUAGCGACAGAAGAAAUGGUGGGAACCAGAAGAGCAAACACACAGCAGCGAGGGAGAAUGAUCGCAAGUCCUGAAGACUUUGAGUCAGUGUGGGAGGAAGGCCUCUGGGUCAAGGAAGGGCCUGGAGGGGCUGCCCCAGCUGCAGGCUGCACAUUGGCAAAAAAGCUCCUGGAAGGGUCUGAGCUUGGGGCAGAUACCAGGAAGGCCACCAUCAGGAACCACUGCAUCUCAGACAGUCAGCUGGAGGGCCAAACAGAGCUGAGGAAGGGGCUGGAAGAGCUCCAGACCUGUGGGAGACCCACUGCCCCAGGGACUAGGCCAGCAGAGGUAGAUGUCUCCUCUCCAGCCUCAGACAAGGGAGGACUGCAGUCGUUUCUAUUGGAUCCAGCCCACAUGGAAGCCAGAGCCGACUCAAGUGAUGAAACCGAUACCUCCUUUGCAGAGAGGAGCUUCUAUUUAAACUAUGGAGAGAACUCAGAAGACCAUGCUCCCCCUCCAUCCCUGGAGGAGAGAGAAGAGCACCUGGAUGCCCCUUUUGGAGAUGAGACCAGACUGGAGCUGAAUUCCUCAGACCUGGGGAGUUCUGCCGCAGAUUCCAGCAGGAACAAGGAUGAAGCCCACACAGCUUCCUCAGAGGAAGAAGCAGAGCUGUUCAAGAACCAUGGAAGACCAGCUGAUCUGAAGGGACCCUCUCCAGAGCAGACAUUUACUGAGGAAUGGGAAGAAGCCCAGUGGGGGACAAAAGGAGAGUUUACCCACCCAACAGCCAGUGCAGCUAAAGAGUUAGAGGGCCUUGUGAGUGGAGAUUUGUCAGGAAAAGCUGAGAAAAGUCCCCCAGCACGAUUGAAGAACCACUCGUCUCAUGGAAGAGGGGAUGUGCAUCCAGACACCCAGGUGUGCGCCCUUCCAUGGGCCAUCCCUCCGAAUGUCAGGAAGCCAGGCAAACUGGACAGAGGCAACUUCCUAUUCAAAGAGAGGGGAGCAGUUCACACCCAGACAGGAAGACCUGAGAUGGAGGACCGUGAGGCCUCAGCAUUUCUUCACAUGGAGGUGAUCAUCCCUCUGCCAGCCUCCCCUGAUCACUUGGAGGCUUUGGAAGCUCUGGAGGAAGCUUCUCCAAGCCUAGCCCCUCAUGGGUCAGGGAAGCCUUCGGAGCUCAAGGAUCCCUUUGGAGAACAGUCCCCUGUAUUCCUCAAACAUAUCCAUCCUUCUAAAGAGAGUCCAGAGCCCAAGGACCAAGUAGGGUUGGUUGUGCCUUUUGAUACAGGAGGUGAGCGCAGGGCACCUCCUGUCACCAGCAGAAAGCCCAGAGUUAUCCCUGAAGAUGCUGAGGGGGCCAUACCCCUGGGGUUGGUGCUCACUUCGGGGAAACAAAAGAUGACCUCUUUCCAGGCUGGUGGCCAAGAGGGCUCCCUGGAAGAUAUUAGCAAGACCUCAGUGGCCAAUAAAAUCCGGAUAUUUGAGACCCAUGGAGCUGAAACUCACCGAGCGAGUCAGGGUGAAACAAGAGCCCUUCUAAAUGAGGUGUCUUCAGAGGCCCCCACGGGACAGGUAGAGCAACAGCGAAAUAAGCUUUUAGACUUGGGCUUUGUUCAACUCCAGCCCCCAGGGGACUUUACCAGCCCCAAAGCUACACAUUCCCCAAUGAUGCCUCUGGCUACCAGACACUUCGGGGAGGGCGGUUCCACUGCAUCCCACCAGGAAGGACGCACAGAACUAGAACUCAUGUCCCCCGAUUCAGGCUGUGAAACCACGCUGGAGGAAACUACUGGGAACAAAUCCGGAGAUGCGAUCAGGGGAGAGACACGCUUCACCAGCUUAGCAGCGAACACCCCUGGAAAGGGGGGGCACCUGAGAUUCGCCAGCCCCUCAGGCCCUCAGAGAGCAGGGCUCAGGGAGGGCUCGGAGGAGAAAGUCAAACCACCACGUCCCCGGGCCCCAGAGAGUGACACAGGAGAUGAGGACCAGGACCAGGAGAGGGACGCGGUGUUCCUGAAGGACAACCACCUGGCCAUUGAGCGCAAGUGCUCCAGCAUCACGGUCAGCUCCACGUCCAGCCUGGAGGCUGAGGUGGACUUCACGGUUAUUGGUGACUACCACGGCAGCGCCUUUGAAGACUUCUCCCGCAGCCUGCCUGAGCUUGACCGAGACAAAAGCGACUCAGAAACCGAGGGCCUGGUGUUCGCCCGGGAUCUCAGCAAGGGGCACCCCAGCCAAGAUGAUGAGUCUGGGGGCAUCGAGGACAGCCCGGAUCGAGGGGCCUGUUCCACCCCGGAUAUGCCCCAGUUUGAGCCUGUGAAAACAGAAACCAUGACUGUCAGCAGUCUGGCCAUCAGAAAGAAGAUUGAGCCAGAGGCUGUACUGCAGACCAGGGUCACCACUGUGGACAGCACACAGCAGGUUGAUGGGAGUACCUCGGUGGGGAAGGAGUUCAUAACAACCACUCCCUCCAUCACCACGGAGACCAUAUCAACCACCAUGGAGAACAGUCUCAAGUCCGGGAAGGGGGCAGCUGCCAUGAUCCCAGGCCCACAGACGGUGGCCACGGAAAUCCGUUCUCUUUCUCCGAUCAUCGGGAAAGAUGUCCUCACCAGCACCUACGGCGCCACUGCGGAAACCCUCUCAACCUCCACCACCACCCAUGUUACCAAAACUGUGAAAGGAGGGUUUUCUGAGACAAGGAUUGAGAAGCGAAUCAUCAUUACUGGGGACGAAGAUGUUGAUCAAGACCAGGCUCUGGCUUUGGCCAUCAAGGAGGCCAAACUGCAGCAUCCAGAUAUGCUGGUAACCAAAGCUGUCGUAUACAGAGAAACAGACCCAUCCCCGGAGGAGAGGGACAAGAAGCCACAGGAAUCCUGACCUCUGUGAAGAGAUGCUGGCAUUUCUGGUCCAACCCAAGCCAGAGAACCAUUAAGAAGGGGCCUUCAUUCUGGAUUCUCCAACGCAACACCGACGUCCCAGCUGCGACGUACUGUCACUGAUGAGAGACUGGGAAGGGAAAAGCAUAUAUAUAUAGAUAUAUAUAUAGAUAUAGUUAUAUAUACAGGAAACACCGCGUCCUUGCACUGCUGCUGGGGCUGGCAGAGCAGUCGGCCAACAGCACCAACCAACAUCUGAACACCUACUUUUCCUUUGCAGACAAAUUGAAGAAUUGGUGGGAUUUUUCAGGAAAAAACAAAUUAUAAUAACCAUAAUCCCUCGCAGCCCCCUCUCUCCUGCCAAAUAACAAAAGCAAGCCAGACCACGAUGAUUGUAGAAGUCCCGCACCACCCUGGUUCUGCACGUUAUGGUUAGCGGAUGAACUUUCCAUUCGUUCUUCUCCAACAUCUGUUGCCCACUCGAAUGCAAAGGAAAACACUCAUGCAGCAAAGCAAGAGAAGUUGCAGCAGCAAGACAUGCACAGUCAACCAUUUUCUGAGAAAGAAAAAAAAUUCCCCACUCGGAAAUGAGGAGGAGGAACACUGGAUUAUUAUUUUCUGGGUCUUGACACUGGGCUGCAAAAUCCACCUUCCUUUCUUCCGCCUCCCCUCCCCCUCGACUCUCACAUGUCUUGUCAUUUUCUGUCUCAGUUCCCUCCUCCCCUUCUCUCUCCCCCUCUGUGUCCUGGUCCCACUGAGGGCCACUGCAGAUGACUCUCCUUUGAAACGAGAAAAAGAAAAGAAAGCAGGAACAGAAAACUAAGCCACAGGAAGGGAAGUAGACAUUGUAUGUUUAUGGUUUCUCAUUAUGAAGGUGCAGCUUGUAGGAGAUUUGUAUGGAUGUGCUUUUAAGUUAUGUAUAUUACAUAUAACAGGAAACAAAUAUUAAAAUAAACAGUGCUGGUAAGUAUGAAGCUGACAUUUUAAAAUU
Microcebus murinus (gray mouse lemur) is the source of this 6379-nucleotide messenger RNA. The record is from RefSeq and is a predicted model, not a curated record. NCBI's taxonomy places the organism in Eukaryota, Metazoa, Chordata, Mammalia, Primates, Cheirogaleidae.